AUGUCCUCAAUCGAUCCUGGGCGAGCGGAUGUUGUGGAAUACAUGGCCAAAGCCUCCAAGGCUCUGGGCAAUCAUCUCCCUGCACCAAAAGACGUUUUUGCAUUUGGGGGUAGCAGCGCCCAGCUGAGCGAUCGGCUGCUUGAGCUCGCCAUCCGUGGGGAAAAGACCGCGACAACCUCAUGGCCAGUUCCAAACCCGCUAUACUGGGGUCCGGGAGACACCUCAGUCAUUCUGAAUGGAAAGGGAGAGCCUAGUGCAGUUAUGCGCACUCUAUCGUUCGUUCAGUGCAAGUUUAAGGAUGUUGCGGAGGAUUUCGCGCUUGCUGAAGCUGAAGGCGACUAUGAGAGCUAUCGGGAGGGGCACAAAUGGUACUAUGGCCAACAAGACAAUGGCCACGAGUUCGGAGAUAAUAGCGUCGUAUUAUGUGAGAGAUUCGAAGUUAUAUACCCCCUUCGGACCGGGUCACAGCUCAGUGUCGACGAGUCUUGA
Neoarthrinium moseri is the source of this 489-nucleotide messenger RNA. RefSeq lists its product as uncharacterized. The transcript has a single exon. NCBI's taxonomy places the organism in Eukaryota, Fungi, Ascomycota, Sordariomycetes, Amphisphaeriales, Apiosporaceae. Bases 1 to 489 code for a protein of 162 amino acids. The record is from RefSeq and is a predicted model, not a curated record.